CCCGGCUGACAGUAGUUCAGCAUCCACUCACUACGUUAAUCAUGGAUGGAGAGUUAUCGCCUGAGAUUUUGCUAAUCGUCCGCUUUACGGCCUCUCUUACGGACCUGCCUCUGCCCAUCUUCAACACCCGCACGACCACCGCCCUUUCGCUCAAGCAGCUCAUCCGGCCGCACCUGCCUCCGACUUACUCGUCUAACCGCCUCCGUUUGAUACAUGCCGGCAAGGUCUUGGCCGAUACCGCUCCGCUUUCCACAAGCCUCAGCCUCCCUCCUCCACCUCCGCCUCGUUCGAAACCGUCCGACGAUAAUGGAAGCAAGAACAAAGGCAAGGGAAAGGAGCGAGCCACGGACAAUGAGGCAGCGCAAGAGCCAAGGAAGCUGUACAUACACUGCUCCAUCGGUGAUGUGUUGACACCGUCUGACCUGGUCGCUGAGGCUACGAGCGCGGCAAAUGCCGAGGCGGCGCUCGAAGCCGCCAUAUCACAAUCGCAUGCUACUCUAAGCGCAGGAGGAGUAGGUACAGAGAUAGAAGGCUCGUUAGGCGCGCCCAAGUUGUCGACGGGCGCAUCCACGACAGCAGCACCGCGGGGCUUCGACAGGCUGCUCUCCACAGGCUUCACGGCUGCAGAAGUCGCGUCUCUCCGCUCGCAGUUUCGCGCCAACCUCUCCUUCACGCAUACGCCGGAUACAAUGCCCUCGGUUGCCGAGCAGCGCGUUCUCGAGGACCGGUGGUUAGACGAGGGCAUGGGCAGUGGAGGCACGACAGCAACAGCAGACGGAGAGACUGCUGGGGGCGAUGGGGGCUGGGGCGCAGCGAGCUGGGCGGAUGAUAAUGGGCUGGACGACAUGCUCUACGGCAAUGUGGUGGGAUUCUUCUGGCCUCUUGGGGCGCUGGGGUGGGGCUUUAGAGAGGAGGGGGUGUGGUCGCGGCGACGACAGAUCGCAGUAGUGACGGGCUUUCUGCUGAACAUAAUCUUUGGGUUCCUGAAAUUGAGCAAUUGAGGAAGGGAUUUGUAGGAUUGACGGCCUCUUCUCACUGCCCGUGGAAUGCAUGCGGCAACCGAG
Molecule: messenger RNA, 1064 nt
Organism: Aplosporella prunicola CBS 121167
Lineage: Eukaryota; Fungi; Ascomycota; Dothideomycetes; Botryosphaeriales; Aplosporellaceae
Exons: 1
Coding region: 42-1001 (319 amino acids)
Biological process (GO): protein processing
Cellular component (GO): Dsc E3 ubiquitin ligase complex; endoplasmic reticulum
Source: RefSeq, a predicted model, not a curated record